Siniperca chuatsi (mandarin fish) is the source of this 5322-nucleotide messenger RNA. RefSeq names its product transducin-like enhancer protein 1. Gene Ontology annotation, cellular component: nucleus; transcription regulator complex. The transcript is spliced from 20 exons. Lineage: Eukaryota; Metazoa; Chordata; Actinopteri; Centrarchiformes; Sinipercidae. Bases 743 to 3097 code for a protein of 784 amino acids. The record is from RefSeq and is a predicted model, not a curated record. Gene Ontology annotation, biological process: regulation of DNA-templated transcription; negative regulation of canonical Wnt signaling pathway. Gene Ontology annotation, molecular function: protein binding; transcription corepressor activity.
GCGUGAGAAAGUUGCCAUUGAGGUAAAGCAGAGCUAGACGGUGGACUGUCGCCGUCGCUGUGGGAGUUGUUGCUAUCAAAACUAACAACAUAUUUCCUCUUUUUUCUUGAAAUCUAUUUUGGACGCAGGUUUGCAUCCAAACUCAGCGGGGAAGUAAAUAUUUCUGUUUUUGUUGACAGUUCAACCGCCAACUAGCGACCGCGGCGAGUCAAGUGGGAACUCUUCACUGCAAUUAACUUGUGUGGAUUUGUUUCUGAUGCUCUGACAGAGAGCCGACAGUUUGCGGCUGUCUGUUGGGGGUCUACUGGCUUUUUCUUGUUCGUUUGUUUGUUUGGUCGUCUCCCUGUACUCGGAAUAUAUCGGAAACCCUCACGAAACAAACGCUGGCUUAGUUUCUCACCUGGUUCUUACCCUCCUCUUCUCCCCCAGCUUAGCUGCCUCCAGCUAAUGAGCCGUUUCCUGUGUUGUUCCGGUUGAUUUACGGCCACGCUGCCGGUGGAGCGGAGGAGAGACCGCGGCCGAGAGACACAGAGUAGCUAACAGGGAUUCACAUUAAACGGUCGGUGAACUCGGACGGAGCGGCGGGGCGGCCGGUUUUGUUUAAAAUUAACGACAGUUGGCCCUAAUAAUAACGGCGGAUGGAUUCGUCUCCGUGAUCUGGAGCACCCCACAUCCUCACUGUACCCUCAUUUGAUCCCUCUAUUUUUAAGAAGGCAACGGUUGCAUCCUCCCGGAGAUAACAAUGUUUCCCCAGGGGCGACACCCGACGCCCCACCAGGCUCCAGGCCAGCCCUUCAAGUUCACCAUCCCAGAGUCACUGGACCGCAUCAAGGAGGAGUUCCAGUUUCUUCAGGCACAGUACCACAGUCUCAAGCUGGAGUGUGAGAAGCUGGCCAGUGAAAAGACGGAGAUGCAGAGACACUAUGUCAUGUACUAUGAGAUGUCUUAUGGCCUCAACAUCGAAAUGCACAAACAGACUGAGAUUGCCAAGAGACUAAACACCAUCUGUGCACAAGUCAUUCCCUUCCUCUCGCAGGAGCAUCAGCAACAGGUGGUCCAAGCUGUGGAGCGAGCCAAACAGGUGACCAUGGCAGAGCUCAAUGCUGUCAUCGGGGUACGUGGACUGCCAGGGCUUCCACCUACACAGCAGCAUCUAUCCCAUAACCAUGGUGGUGCUCCUGUGCCCCUCACCCCUCACCCUGCCGGCCUCCACCCCUCUCAGUUGGGUGGUUCGGCUGGUCUCCUGGCUCUAUCAGGAGCACUUGGUGCUAUUCCUCCCCAUCUGAUGGGAAAAGAUGGUGGUGAUAAAAAGCCCCACCUGUCAGGACCAGACUCACACCCUGCGGGACCUGAGCACCUGAGAGAGCGAGAGCCCAGCACAAGUAACUCAUUGCUGCCAGAAAGUCUUAGGAACUCAGAUAAGCGACGCAACGGACCUGAGUUUCCAAAUGACACCAAGAAACGCAAGGUGGAUGACAAAGACUCUAGCCACUAUGAUAGCGACGGGGAGAAAAGUGAUGAUAAUUUAGUGGUGGAUGUCUCGAAUGAGGAUCCUGCCUCACCUCGUGGCACGCCUCUUCCCUCCCCGAGAGAAAAUGGUCUGGAUAAAGCACGUCUUCUCAAGAAAGAUCCCUGUAGUCCAGCCUCUACUGCAUCAUCAGCUAGCUCCUCCUCCCUCAAGUCCAAAGAGAUGUCAAUGCGAGACAAGGCAGGUACACCAGGACUAAAAUCAAGCACACCUACGCCAAGAGGUGACUCCACCCCUGGUCCAAGCUCCACUCCUGGAAUCCGGCCCAGUCUAUCAAAACCCCCCUCCAUGGAGAUGCCACAUCCACCCACUGCAGGUUUGCGGACCCCCCUGGCUGUACCAGGCCCAUACCCGGGUGCAUUUGGUAUGUUGCCCCACGCAGCAGGAAUGAACGGGGAGCUGGCUGGUGCUGCCGGGGCUGCGGCCUAUGCUGCCGGACUACACAACAUGUCACCUCAGAUGAGUGUCGCUGCUGCGGCCGCUGUGGCUGCAUAUGGCCGUUCACCAAUGGUCGGUUUUGAUCCUCAUCCUCACAUGCGAGUUCCUGGAAUGCCGCCCAGUCUGACAGGAAUCCCUGGCGGCAAACCUGCUUACUCCUUUCACGUGGCGGCCGACGGACAGAUGCAGCCGGUGCCGUUCCCCCCUGAUGCUUUGGUGGGCCCAGGGAUCCCUCGCCACGCCCGUCAGAUCAACACACUGAACCAUGGAGAGGUGGUGUGUGCCGUUACCAUCAGUAACCCCACCCGACACGUUUACACAGGAGGGAAGGGCUGCGUCAAGGUCUGGGAUAUUAGUCACCCAGGAAACAAAAGCCCAGUGUCGCAGCUUGACUGUCUGAACCGAGACAAUUACAUCCGCUCCUGUCGUCUCCUCCCUGAUGGUCGGACACUGAUUGUGGGAGGUGAGGCGAGCACGCUGUCAAUCUGGGAUUUGGCCACGCCCACUCCCAGGAUUAAGGCGGAGUUAACAUCAUCGGCACCAGCAUGUUACGCUCUGGCCAUCAGCCCAGACUCCAAGGUCUGCUUCUCUUGCUGCAGCGAUGGAAACAUCGCAGUCUGGGAUUUACACAACCAGACACUCGUUAGGCAGUUCCAGGGCCACACAGAUGGAGCCAGCUGUAUUGACAUCUCCAAUGACGGCACCAAGCUGUGGACCGGAGGCCUCGAUAACACUGUCCGCUCCUGGGAUCUGAGAGAGGGACGACAGCUGCAGCAGCAUGACUUUACAUCACAGAUCUUCUCUCUUGGCUACUGUCCAACAGGAGAGUGGCUCGCUGUGGGAAUGGAGAGCAGCAACGUUGAGGUCCUUCAUGUCACCAAGCCUGACAAAUACCAGCUUCAUCUACAUGAGAGCUGUGUACUCUCCUUGCAGUUUGCCUACUGUGGUAAAUGGUUUGUGAGCACAGGAAAGGAUAACUUACUGAAUGCAUGGAGAACACCGUAUGGAGCCAGCAUAUUCCAGUCUAAAGAAUCAUCCUCGGUGCUAAGCUGUGACAUAUCUGUGGACGACAAGUACAUCGUCACUGGUUCAGGGGACAAGAAGGCCACUGUUUACGAGGUCAUCUACUAAAAUAUGGAAACAAAGCAAGGGCAUUUGUUCUUUCCCACACAACUGAUAUGUUUCUAGAAAUUUUCAAGUGGAGCCAGAAAUCGCAGACAGGAGUGACCUUGAUGACACCUUCUUUUUUCUGUUACAUCUGCCGAGGAGACGCAGGAAGGAGACAAACAUUUUACAUGCACACAUCUAUUGUGCCUGUAUACAUGACUCCAUAUCAGCUGAGAAUUAACUGGAGCAGCUGGAUGUUAAUGAAAGGAGAGGAAUCAUUUGGAUGUUCUUGUCUCUACUGUUUUCUGCUACGAACUGCACUGGGAUCAGUUACAGGGAGCCGACAAUGACUGAACCAAAAGGGGGCACUGCAUUGUUUGACUGGAACCAGCUCUUCUGGAGAACACUAUACUGAACAUCAGAUUUUAAAACACACUUGAUUCAGUGCCACGACCAGGGGCAGAGAUCCUAGAAGGAACACUCAAACCAGAUUGUUGAAUUUGUAAACACGUGGCAGAUGGAAAGCGGAAAAUGUGGACAAAAACUGACAAAAUAGUGGAGAGAUGGAUGAGAAGCAACAUUUUACAGUGAAUGCAGAACAUGUUGAUUUGUAUUUUGUUCCAGACAGAGAAUGCUUACAGCCUGUUGAUAGCCCAGCUGUGACUCUCUGACCUUAGAACCUCAGCUUGCUGUUCUGAUACGCCUACACUGCCUGAAAAGUACCUUUUCUGUCUUAACAGUAAGUCCUAUCCUCACUAACUGCACUGUAGUAGCUGUCCAACUACACGCUUAGUACACACACAAUGACAGUUUUAGAAAUACUGAAGGCCAUGUAGACUUGUAUAGCAUCACGCUGUUGUUGAUUUCUGUGAUGGGUUUGUUUGAUCCUCAUGAGGUACCCAUUUCAGAUGCCACCAAAAAGCAUUUACAUACUUUGGAGAAAAAUUUGCUUACCAAACCAAAUAAACUUCUAGAACAGGAGAAUAUAUUGUAAAUGUUGUUACAGAAGGAUUAACUCUGGUUGUGUUCUUCUUUUUUUCUCCUCUAUUUCUUAUGAUCCUGGUUGAAAGACUAAUUAGUAGAAACCUGAAGGGGAAAAAAAGUUUAAAAGAUUGAAUUAAUCCUCAAAUCCCAUUGAUCCUCCUUCUCUAGUGUACCUGUUUCAACAGAUUAUUUCCCUACUUAUAUUUUUUCACAUAACUUUACUCCACAAGCAACAUAAGCCUUCUUACUGGAUUUUCUUUUAACUUUUUAGCCCCUUACACUCUAUACUUGAGCCACAGUGUGCGUCAUCAACUGCACAUGUUGAUGGGGUUUCCAUUAGCAAAGUGAGCCCCUAUUACCUGAAGUUGAGCUGAAAACAUUUCAGAGACUCGGUAUUGAUAAUUGUUCAACUGGAGAGAGCUUCAGAUUUACAAAUAGCCUUUUCGAUAUGGUCUUGUUGAAGUCAAGAUGUGGCCCCUGCUGUCAAUUUGAAUGUAAUUCAUUUGCUAGUGGACCAAGUUAAUUGGUUGAGGUCAUAAUGAUUAAACUUAAUGGUCCCCCUUAAUUUAAAUGAAUCACUGUUUUCAAAUUCACCCCGACCCUGCCUUUAUCACUCUUUGAAACACGAUGUCUUACUGUAUGGAUAGUUAAUCAUGCUUCAUAAACAGGGACCAACUAUACUUCUAAAAAGAUCAUCUUGACAAGUAAAUUAACUUUGUGUUUUAACAAGUGAAAAGUCCUUUCUACCAUACUCAUUAAAUAAACGCCAUCUUAAAAACUGCCUUUUAAAAAAAAUACUGCUAUUUGUUUCUGCUAAUGUUCUUGAAUGUGGGACAUUUGUGAAAUUGCCUUGAAAAGAACAACUGUGUCAUGAUGUUGUCUUUUCACUUUACAAAGAAGAUUUACAAGCAAGAUUAAAUUAUUUGUCAAGAUAUAGUCUUAAAGAGAAGGUCAGCAAAGGUGCAGUUGUAUUUCAGCUUCAGGAAGGCGUCAGUCAGUUUCAGCCAUUUUAAACUCAUUAUUUUCUUGACCUUGUGCUUAGUUUGUUUUUUUUUAAUCUAUUUUUGUCUGUUGAAUGUUUGUAAAAAUGUAUAUAUCUGUUUUUUUUUCUUACAGGACAUGCUUUAGAAAUAACAAACUGUUUUUGUACAUCUUUUACAUGAAAAAGAAAUGUCUAAUCAGGAGAAAUACUAAAUGGUCUUAAUGCUAGCUAAUCUAAAAUUAUUGAAAUAUCUAGACAAUAAAUGUUUUUUUUUGUAACUGGA